AUGACACUCACAUUCGACUACGUCGAGCCCGACCAACUCCAAGACGCGAUCAACAUCGAGCAGGAUGGCUACCCCGCAGACGAAGCAGCCUCCCUCUCCGCCUUCCGCCUCCGCCAGUCCCAAGCACCCGAUCUCUUCCUCGGCGCCUACAUCGACGGCAAACUCGUAGGAUACGUCUGCUCCACCCUCUCAAACGACGAGACCUUGACCGAGGAGUCGAUGAAGAGGCAUGUACCCGGUGGAAAGUCGGUCUGCGUCCAUAGUGUUUGUGUGGAUAGGGGGAUGUGGGGGAAAGGCGUUGGAGGGCGCUUGUUGGGGGAGUAUGUUAAGCGGGUUGGGGAAGCGGGCGUCAACAAGUACGAGAGGAUUCUGUUGAUUACCCAUGACGAGCUCAGAGGGUUUUACGAAAAGGCUGGGUUUGAGUGGGUGGGAGAGUCGAGUGUUGUCCAUGGUGCGAGGAAGUGGUACGAGAUGCGUAUCUUGCUCGACCGGGCACCACAGAUUUCGCAGGAUGUGUUGAAAGAGCUGUUGAAGCCUACGCAGAAGGAGGAACUGAGGACGCCGCAUUUGGUUUCGUCGUCGUCUUCGCAGGUUCCCUCUUCGGCCCAGCAGAGUACUUCCCAGGAGCGGACCUCCCAAGAGAAAGCACCCAAUUUCCUCUCGGAAUUUAAAGAUGCUUUCGAGGAUCUUGUUGUGCAGCACCCGACGGACCAGGGUGUGCUGGUGAACAAGUAUGAUUUGAUGUGUCCCCGUGGGUGUAGGAGUGUCAUUCUGAAGAGGGGAGUGGGGAUAUGGAACCACCAAAUACACCUCCCCACCCCCUCCUCCCUCCUCUCCCCUCCCCGCCGACCACCACGAACUGGUGGCUCGUAA
Coprinopsis cinerea okayama7#130 is the source of this 873-nucleotide messenger RNA. RefSeq names its product serotonin N-acetyltransferase. Lineage: Eukaryota; Fungi; Basidiomycota; Agaricomycetes; Agaricales; Psathyrellaceae. Gene Ontology annotation, molecular function: aralkylamine N-acetyltransferase activity. The record is from RefSeq and is a predicted model, not a curated record. Gene Ontology annotation, cellular component: cytoplasm. The transcript is spliced from 3 exons. Bases 1 to 873 code for a protein of 290 amino acids.